Messenger RNA from Scophthalmus maximus (turbot), 2315 nucleotides. RefSeq names its product ras-related protein Rab-11B. NCBI's taxonomy places the organism in Eukaryota, Metazoa, Chordata, Actinopteri, Pleuronectiformes, Scophthalmidae. Gene Ontology annotation, cellular component: recycling endosome. Gene Ontology annotation, molecular function: GTPase activity; GTP binding. The transcript has 5 exons. Gene Ontology annotation, biological process: constitutive secretory pathway; regulated exocytosis. The record is from RefSeq and is a predicted model, not a curated record. Bases 118 to 774 code for a protein of 218 amino acids.
CCCGUCCUCACGUGCUCGUUCCCUUUACUCGAGGGCGGUGUCUACUAGCUGCCGGUGAGGAGAGUUGUUGUUGUUUCUAACAAAGUGCUUUAAAAGUAUAAAAAACAGUCUUGUAAAAUGGGAACCCGAGACGAUGAGUACGACUACUUGUUCAAAGUUGUACUAAUCGGAGACUCCGGAGUGGGGAAGAGCAACCUGCUGUCCCGUUUCACAAGAAAUGAGUUCAACCUGGAGAGCAAGAGCACCAUCGGGGUGGAGUUCGCCACCCGCAGCAUCCAGGUGGACGGCAAGACGAUAAAGGCUCAAAUCUGGGACACAGCUGGACAGGAACGCUACAGAGCCAUCACCUCAGCGUAUUACCGGGGUGCAGUGGGGGCUCUUUUGGUUUACGACAUCGCCAAACACCUGACCUAUGAAAACGUUGAGCGCUGGCUGAAGGAGCUGAGGGACCACGCUGACAACAACAUCGUCAUCAUGCUGGUUGGAAACAAGAGCGACCUCCGCCACCUCAGGGCGGUGCCCACUGAUGAGGCCCGAGCCUUUUCAGAAAAGAACACUGUCUCUUUUAUUGAAACUUCAGCCUUGGAUUCCACUAAUGUAGAAGAAGCCUUUAAGAACAUCCUGGCAGAAAUCUAUCGUAUUGUAUCCCAGAAGCAAAUAUCGGACAGAUCUGCACACGAUGAUUCUCCAGGCAACAAUGUUGUGGACAUAAGCGUCCCCCCAACCAUGGACGGGCAGAGGGGCAACAAACUGCCCUGCUGUCAAAGCCUGUGAUAAUAUUGUAUAUUCCUCUCUGACUUCCUGUCAGUCUCUCCUCUCUUCGCCUCUGCUUCACUUCAGCCAUCAUGCUGCUGUCAUCAUGAUACUCCCAAUGGUUCAGAUGUCUCUGAACAAAGACUCUUGUAGCUGACAUUCCUUUUGCUGGUUUCUCCUUUGUUUUUUCAUUGUUGGUGUGUCUUCCUCUGAUUUCAGGAGCGCCUGUGUUUAUAUAACUUUAUGGUUGCAUUAUAGCCUGGAGAGGGAGGAAGUGUUUCCUAUUAUGGGGUUGAUCUUAAAGCUGUAGAAAACUGCAUUUCUUUUUAAUUAACUAGCCUUCUAUGGUCCUAUUGACCCACUCCUUUUGAAGGGACGGUGAGGGAUCAGUCUGCCUCUUUAUCAGUGCUCCAAAUGGAUUCUACUUCUCAGCUCCUUUUCUCAGCCUGAUGAUACAGACUUAUGACGUGAUCUGCUAUAGUGGAAUCCAAGUCCUAUCUGGUUGACCUGAUUCAGCAUGUCAUGCAAUACAGGCUGGAGAGAAGGAGAUGAGAAGAAGGUGAUGCAUCAGUACUUUGGAGUGUUCGUUCAAACUCUGUGUUGGUUUUCUGGUUGCCUCUUAAAUUUUAAUUUUCCCCUCCAAGCCCUGCGCCCACAGUGGCAUUAAAUUAGCAUGAGCCAGGGGCCAGGCUGGCUGUGACUGUCUGACUUAAUAUGGGCAAGUGUGAAACAAAUUGUUUUUGUGUGUGUGUCUGUGCGUGCGAGUGCUUGUGCGUGUGUUAAUCUGAGUGCACAAAGAUACCAAAGGAGACAGGUGCAAUUGAUAUCAGUUUUGGGUUUUCUCAUUUAAGCGGGCCUGUGGCUGCUAAGAUUUCAAAUAAUUGCUGUAUUUGGUUAAAAAUAUAUCAUGCUUUAAAGCAAAAGUAUUGUCCUAAAUUGUGAUGAGUGAUCUAUUGUGAAAUGAUAGUAUCAGCCUGAAACACGCUGAGUGUCUAGUUCCUUUCUUGGUUUUACUCGGGUCAAUCUCUUUUAGCAGGCUGACUCAAAAUGAAAAAACUUCCUUGCACUUAUGUCUACAGGUUUCAAUUGAAUAAAUCACCCAAUAUCUUUAAAUACAGUGAUAUUUUCCUAUUGGUUGUAAGCGAAGUGUUGGCUGAAAACAACAAAAUACACCAUGAGUUGUGCUUUUCAAAGCAGUUUCACCUUCGUAGAUGUUGCUGUCGUUUGUAAUAUCUGUAAAAGGUGAUGGGGUAAAGAUUGUGUGUAAUCUGACAACAUUUACAAAUUGAAAACACUUAACUCGAGACAGACACAGUUGUUAGUUGGGAAAAUUGAUCUGAAAAUCAGAAAUGCAAAUUGUUUACAUGGUUGGCUGCAAUGCCCCUUUUCACCCAUCUGAUAGAGAUGCUGUCAUGUGUGAUGGAUUUGGUUUAUAAUAUAUAUGUCUCUUGUGAUAUUUCACAUUUCUUCAAACAAAUAUGUGUUAAGUCAGCAAACCUAAGAUUGUUUUGCUUCUCGCUACACAGAAAAUACUGAAGCAUAAAUAAACAUAAUUUACAUGA